This is a messenger RNA of Mytilus trossulus (common blue mussel), 1056 nucleotides long. RefSeq lists its product as uncharacterized. Gene Ontology annotation, molecular function: protein binding. The transcript is spliced from 4 exons. The coding region runs from base 1 to 1056 and encodes 351 amino acids. Lineage: Eukaryota; Metazoa; Mollusca; Bivalvia; Mytilida; Mytilidae. The record is from RefSeq and is a predicted model, not a curated record.
AUGCUUGUGAAGAACGGCGCAGAUAUAAAUCAUUCGAACGAUGUAGGCAAGCAGCCCUUGCAUAUAUCUUGUAGUGAUGAUCAUUAUGAAAUAGUUGAUAUGUUAUUAUCGAAAUCUGCUGUCAUUGAUGGUCGUGAUAAAGAAGGAACAACACCGCUUAUAUCUGCUUCAAAAAAUGGUCGAGCUAAGAUAAUACGACUGUUAUGUGAUAACAAAGUUGGAUGUAUCCAGGCGGAACAGACAACAUUGCUAACAAUCACCGAUACUGAAAAAAAUGGAGAAUAUUUGGUUAACAAUUUGACGCAGACAACAUUGACAUACCAUGAGGGUACAACAAACACACAACGCCCCUUUAUAGCAACGCUGAAGAAUAAAAACCACAAAGACAGUUUGAAUGUUACCAAUAAAUAUAUUCUAACAGAAAUUGGUGACCGCAAAACAGUCGUUGUCAUAGUUGGGAUUACUUCGUUUUUGAUCCUUGUUUUCAUAUGCGUUUUGAUUGUGUAUUGCAUACGUAGAAAACUCCGACCUCGAAAAUUCUUCCAUGUCAUACCGAACAUUUCCCCCGGUCAACAAGAUUUUAACGGACAUAGAAAUUCACUUCAUUAUGAUAUUGAAGACGAUAUUAACGAUUAUGCAGAAAUUGACGAAGAGAGAAUGUGUCCCGACUCGCCAUACUCAGAUCAAACUAGUAGCGACUCGAAUUUAAGUUCUUCGAACAAAGAGUCUAAAGAAAGUGUGAACGAUGGGUACAUAAAUCCAUAUCAUUCGUUAAUAACCGACUCUAAAAUAAAACUAAACAGUGAAGUAGUAUUUGAACAAGAAGACAAAGAAGAAGACGAACAACUAAAGAACUAUUCAAAACUGGAAAAUACUGUAAUCUCUGAAAAGGAAGAAAAAACAAACGACAAUCCCGCAAAAGUUAUUUAUCUAGAGUUAGAAGACAUGAACAAUGCCGAGAUUAAGCCAGUGGUUGUUUGUGAGAAUGGAGAUAAAAAGGAAGAUGCAAUUGAACAUCAUGUUGAAUGGACCUUCAAAAGGUUAAACACAAUGUAA